GUCUCAGAGGGUGGGGAAAGCUUGCAGCCUACACGUCUAUAAGUGAUGCUGUCCACAUGUCCAUCUGGAGGCAGACGUCCGUACAACCUGCAGGCUCUGUGUGCUCGUGAGCUUCGUCACCAGGCCUUGGGUAUCCUCUGGUGUUUGGGUUUCUGGAGGAGAAGCCACUGGUCCAGUGGCCAUGUCACUGUGUUCUUUGGCCUUCGCUCUCCUCUUGACUGUUGUGGCUGGGAUCAAGUGCAAUGGGACAGAAGUGUGUGCCGGAAGCCCUGGUAUCCCCGGCACUCCUGGAAGCCACGGCCUGCCUGGCAGAGAUGGGAGAGAUGGUGUCAAAGGAGACCCUGGACCUCCAGGUCCCAUGGGUCCCCCCGGAGGUAUGCCAGGUCUUCCUGGGCGUGAUGGGCUGCCUGGAGCCCCUGGUGCACCUGGAGAACGUGGAGAUAAAGGAGAGCCUGGAGAGAGGGGCCUUCCAGGGUUUCCAGCUUACCUGGAUGAGGAACUUCAGAUGGAACUCCAAGAGAUAAGACAUAAGAUUCUGCAGAUGAUGGGAGUCCUCAGCUUGCACGGAUCCAUGUUGUCAGUGGGAGAGAAAGUCUUCUCCACCAAUGGGCAGUCAGUCAACUUUGAUACCAUUAGAGAGACAUGUGCCAGAGCAGGUGGCAACAUUGCUGUCCCAAGGAGUCCAGAGGAGAACGAGGCCAUCUCAAGCAUUGUGAACAAGCACAACACCUAUGCCUACUUGGGCAUGGUUGAAGACCAGACCCCUGGAGACUUCCGGUACCUGGAUGGGGCUCCUGUGAACUACACCAACUGGUAUGCAGGAGAGCCCAGGGGUAGAGGCAAAGAGAAAUGUGUAGAAAUGUAUACAAACGGCCGAUGGAAUGACAAGAAUUGCCUGCAGUACCGGCUGGCCAUUUGUGAAUUUUGAUCAAGCACUUAGAUAAAUAGAUAAAGUCCCUGCAUUGUCUUUUAGCCUCUAUCCCGAUGAUCCAUCUGAUCUGUGGGAUGCUGCAACUCCCUUCAACCAAAUUUCUUUGUGGCUAAUAGGAUUGGCACCAUUCUUAGACAUUCCAUCUCCCACAUGAGCCCCAAACUCUUCUCCACACAUAUUAGAACAUCCUGAAAGUCCCCUGGAGUCCUUUCUGAGCAUUCACUCAAGGCAGCCACUGACAACCUUGCCCUUCACCAUGAAAUGGAGACUUCCUUUUUCCUCACCUUGUCCUGUUUCUUCAUUUAUAAAUGGUGUACAUGAGGUCCCAGCAUGGAAGGACCCUCUAAAUUACACAAAAGAGCCUGCCCCCUGCCCUUUUUAUCUGACAGAUCACACUUUCACUGCCUCAAGAUUUAGAAGUCCAGGCUAAACAUAAAGAUUGACAUAGGGGACUUCUGGGAAAUGCCUGGUGUGUGGAGCUAAGCUACAUUCAGUGUCAUUUGCAUCCAUGCUUUCAAUACAAACAUGGUCUCACAGAAGUCAGGAAGCUGGGUAGGGAGCACCACGGCAUAGUUCUGAUGGUACCCAACUUCCCUGGUUGACAGUGUAUAGCCCCCUUAGAUCUGAAAAUGCCAAUUUAGCCUCUUAACCUAACCGUAGCCUCCCUGGAUUUUAAGAGAAGCACCCUUCCACCCCAGACACUAACUCUGGUAAUUUCCUGCUGUUGGACACAACCUCACUCCACUUCAUAUCACGGAGGCAUGCCUCUCGCUAACUGCAUUGCUUUCUCCUCUCAGUCAGCUACUUUGUUAAAAUCAAUGCUGUUCCACAUGUUAGGUUGUAUUCCGGAUAUCCCUGGGGAUAACUGUUUUCUUUGAGCCUAUGUCUUCAUCUAUGGUUUGGAAAUAAAGUAAUUACUACAAGUA
Molecule: messenger RNA, 1857 nt
Organism: Mesocricetus auratus (golden hamster)
Lineage: Eukaryota; Metazoa; Chordata; Mammalia; Rodentia; Cricetidae
Product: pulmonary surfactant-associated protein A
Exons: 5
Coding region: 182-928 (248 amino acids)
Cellular component (GO): multivesicular body; rough endoplasmic reticulum
Source: RefSeq, a predicted model, not a curated record